Molecule: messenger RNA, 705 nt
Organism: Penicillium canescens
Lineage: Eukaryota; Fungi; Ascomycota; Eurotiomycetes; Eurotiales; Aspergillaceae
Exons: 1
Coding region: 1-705 (234 amino acids)
Source: RefSeq, a predicted model, not a curated record
AUGGUUGCUCCAGGAAGCCAGUGGCCCGCCCUUUCAGGGGGGUUGCGCGAAAACUCUGCCAACCAAAACACCACCGACCGCGUUAUAGCAGCAAACCACGACGUCCAGCGGCUCUUAGAACAUGUCGAUAAGGGCGGCAAGGUCCCCCCAGUGGUAUUGGAGUACUUGAAGGUCAUUCGUGAGCUCACUGUCGACCUCCUGAAGAACCCCCUGGGUGUCGAAUGGCGACGGGAGCUCGCGGAAAUGAAACGAGAGACUAUUAUGGAGAUCCGUAAGGAGAUGCAUGGUGUCCGAAUUGCGACUGCGGCGAGUAAGACUAGCACUGAAUCAGGACCCCGACGCGUACUCUCGUAUGUCGAGGCCGUUAGGCGAGGCACAACGGCACCCGCCCACUUCCUCUCCGCUCACGGUUCUGACAGCACCCAGGCGGCUAGCCCCUCCGAGCUCUGGAAAGACCGUGAAAUCAUUGUCAAAUUGGGUGAUGCCGAUGGCAAUGCUCAUUUCCGAUCGAUGAAGAGCUCGGAGAUCAAGGACAGAGCUGAGAAGGCGAGGACUCGGGCUGCGACCGUGAGCCCUGUUUUGGCCGCCAUCCAGUUCGUGGCAGCUCGUCAGUUAAAGUCUGGAGAUAUCAGCCUAACGCUAAGAUCGGCCAAGGACGCUGAGGCUGCUCGAAUUCAUCGGGGCAAGUGGGUGCAGCAUCUGUAA